AUGGCUCCGUCGGCCAAAAGCGGUUUCAACGCCGCGUCCGGUAGCUCAUCAUCCAACAAUGCAGCAUCUCUUGGUAUCGGUCUGUCGUCUUCGUCCGCUGGAGGCGCCGGCGGCAGUAUCGGCCUUGGACCCCUCGCCGGCGUGCCGGCUUCGGUCUACCCCACAGACACCAUCCGCGAUGUUGCCGAGUCGCUCGGCAUCAACGGCAUGAAGGAGAGCGUUGCUGCAGCACUCGCCGCCGACGUCGAGUAUCGCAUACGCGAGAUCGUUCAAGAUGCGACUAAGUUCAUGAGACACUCCAAGCGCGAUCAGCUCAAGACGACCGACAUCGACGCUGCACUUCGCGCACGCAACAUCGAGCCCAUCUACGGCUUCCUGCCAUCUUCAUCAGGCCGAUCCAGUGCGAGCAAUCCAUCACGAUACACAGCCGGUCCUACUUUCCGUCGCGUACAAACAGCAUCUGGAGUACCGCUGCAUUACGUCGAGGAUGAGGAGAUCGAUUUUGACAAGAUUCUGGAGGCCGGACCCAGGAUUGGAAUCGGACGUGGGGUGGGUUGGGGUGCUCACUGGUUGGCGAUCGAAGGCGUGCAGCCGGCUGUGCCGCAAAACCCGUCACCGAUCGCUAUCGCAGAGGCGAAGGGUGUUUCCGGAUUUAUGGGCCCCACUUCGACCCAGCCAAUGGCUGCUGCACCGGCAGCAAAGGCCGUCACCGUUGCUGGAGGCGACGGCACGGCGAUCACUAAACCACUCGUCAAGCACAUUCUCUCGCGCGAGCUGCAGCUCUACUACGAGAGACUCACAAAGUCGAUCGUCAGCCCACCGCCAGAAGCAGACCAAGAUCUGGAAGACGAGAUCGAAGAGCAAGCUUCUACCACCACCAACGCGCCUGCUCCAGCCAAUUCGACAGCACAAGAUCAAGAUAUCGAGAUGGAUCCCGCCGGAUCACCCAAAGAUCAGAUCGUCACACCGCCGAGACCUACCGUCGCCCUCGCCAAGCCUCUCAAGACAUUUGCACAGAAAGGUUCUGGCAACCACGUCCGCGACGCUGCUCUGGCCAGCCUUCGAGGCGACCCUGGUCUGCAUCAACUCGUGCCGUACCUCAUCCAGUUUGUCGGCAGCAAAGUCAUCGAGAUCUUGCGAUCGCCCUCGCAGGAGGACGCGGCGCCUGGACCGGACGGACACUCGACAGCAACCGCGGUGCGCGAAAGCCACCAGAUCAACGCGGCAGACAACCACAUGCUCGGCGUGCUUCUCAGCACCAUCCACGCGAUCCUCGUCAAUCCGCACAUCUUCGUCGAGCCGUACCUCCACCAGAUGAUGCCUUCGAUCCUGUCGAUCUUGCUGACAUCGUCUCUGGCAGAGCCAGAGCUUUUGCGUCAGCUGCACGGGUCAGACGAGGUCCGAACGCCGCUGGUCACCGCCGGUCCGUCUUCCUACUCGCUGCGUGCGCAUGCGUCCGCGUUGCUCACGCACGUCGUCGAUACGUUCGGAUCGUCGUAUCCGACGCUGAAGCCACGCGUGGUGGCGACGCUUCUCAAGGCGCUCAUGACCGGCGUUGUGCCGGGCAGCAGCGACCAAGACUCGGUGCGACGCAGCGAGGCAGCUGGAAGUCGAGAGCCAUGUGCCAGCCCGGGGACCAAGCUCGGUGCGCUAAUGGCACUGCGUCGUCUGGGCAAGGCGAGCUUCCGCACGCUGCUUUCGAGCUCUGCGCAGCUCAAUGCCAAGCUCGGCGACAGCGCGGAACCUACGGAAUCAGCAGCGUCGCCACUCCGUCUGCUGGGCGAGUGGAUGCAGUCGUGGGAAUCCGGCUCGCUGCACUCCGGCGAUCAGCAGCAACAGGCGGGUGAGCUGCGAGCACUGCAGAUGAAGCCGCUGAUCAAUGAAGUUGCGGGUGCCCUGCAUGCCCUUCUCCCACCCUUUGUCGCGCCGAACGCCGAGCUGGCGGGAACGACAGAGGAGCGGAACGAGACGCUCACAUCAACGUACGGAAGCUACUGGAUGCAAAAGGUCAUUCAGGUAGACAACAGGGCUAGGGCUGCUCUCGAGACAGAGCUCGGUAUGCGCAGCAGCGGCAGUGGAGCAGGUUCGAAAGCGGCGGUGGGUACGACGACCGACACUCAGAUGAAGCUCGAGCAGUGA
This is a messenger RNA of Pseudozyma hubeiensis SY62, 2139 nucleotides long. Its product is annotated as TATA binding protein. Gene Ontology annotation, cellular component: SAGA complex; SLIK (SAGA-like) complex; transcription factor TFIID complex. The transcript has a single exon. Gene Ontology annotation, biological process: transcription initiation at RNA polymerase II promoter; RNA polymerase II preinitiation complex assembly. Gene Ontology annotation, molecular function: protein heterodimerization activity; transcription coactivator activity; RNA polymerase II general transcription initiation factor activity. NCBI's taxonomy places the organism in Eukaryota, Fungi, Basidiomycota, Ustilaginomycetes, Ustilaginales, Ustilaginaceae. Bases 1 to 2139 code for a protein of 712 amino acids. The record is from RefSeq and is a predicted model, not a curated record.